Messenger RNA from Paraphaeosphaeria sporulosa, 1668 nucleotides. RefSeq lists its product as uncharacterized. The transcript is spliced from 2 exons. The record is from RefSeq and is a predicted model, not a curated record. The coding region runs from base 174 to 1661 and encodes 495 amino acids. NCBI's taxonomy places the organism in Eukaryota, Fungi, Ascomycota, Dothideomycetes, Pleosporales, Didymosphaeriaceae.
CGACACCAAAAGCUAUCUUGCCUGGCAUAUGAACGCAGUAUAUGCGCCACAGCUGAGAUAGAGUUAAUCCCCAUUACCUGCUGCAAUCGCAGACGAACAGUGUAGGAGUGACUCUAGGUCUCUGGAGGUUCACGAAAUUACUCAUACCUACUCACGCGUGCCGGUUCGUCACGAUGUCGCACCAAUUUUCUACUCGAAUAAGACAGCACGGCAGCCUCCCGUGGGACGCUUCACAUAUGAACAUCGGCGGUGGCUACGACAUGGCCAGGCGCGAGUCUCUGCCCUCACCCUUCGAGGAGGUGUAUAUCGACGACAGUUACGACAGCACUGAUGUGUUUCCACAAGUCGAUAUGCAUACCCAGCUGUUUCGAGAUGAGCGGGAACUCACGGAUUCUCUCCGAUCCAUGACCACCGCGUCAGUCUCACACCUCUCGGUUGCGUCUGUGAACACGGUAUCGGGCUAUAUCCGAGAGUCGAAAUGCAACAGUCAGAACAUGUGCCUCAUCCUCCGUUGCACGCUCUCGAUGCCCCCCGAACAUUUCGACCGCGAGUUGGAUUUGACUGAACAAGCGCGCCGGACUCUAGAAACCGAUCCUGAUGGUUUCCUCAAGCAGUACGGCGAAUACUGCAUCACUGGCCAAAUUCGGCAGUCCUCUUUCUACGCGGUAUGUACAUAUAGCAGCACAGAGAUAGGCCAGCUUGAUGCUUUGGCUGCAGCACUAGGAGGCACAGGUACCGUCAAUCAAACGAGCUUCAGCGCCGCGGCACAAUUGAUGACGAGCAUGGCGUUGCACUCGCCAUCCGUACAAGAGACCCACAGGUUCCAUAUUGCAGGAGUGGAAGGCGAAGGAGGGUUGUCGUGGCUGGAAAAUGCUAAGAUCCCUGAAGCAUGGGAAGGCUUCCGGACUGAAUACAAGCCCAUUCCUCAAGUUGCGCUUGUGAAGCACUACUCUUCCGUCAUACCCGGAAAGAUAGACCGUCCAGUCACUGGGUACGAUGUCCCACGAGACAUAGCAGAAGCAUUAUGGCAAUGUGCCCUCCUGCAAAUGGCGGCUCGAUCGAAGGCCACCUUUCAAGGAACCCUCAUCCUGAAUUUGGAUAGAAUACAAGAGCGCCUAAGCAUCUUGACCUGUUCAGACGACGAUGAAGACCAUACGGAAGUAAACGACAUUCUUAAGACGCUGGAAAACAUCCAAGUUCAACUACGUCAACCGGCUUGGCCCGCUAUUAAAGCUGAGAUCGGCCAAUCAUCAGCGACUCCUGAGAACAAAUGGUCUCAUAGCGAAUUUGUAUGGGAUAGUUGCGGGGACGAUCUCUGGGAAUUUGGAAUUUCGCCCUCAAGAGCAGUAGAACUCGGGAUUCCAGCAGCAAAUAUCGAGACUCACAGCAAGACGUGUCAGCUCGAAGACACCGGCCGCUUGAUUACUCUCAAGCCCGACCCAAUCCGGCUUGAAACGCCGGGCAGGCGCAUAAUCGGUGCGAAACUCUUGAACAAGUAUCUCGACCCACGGCAGGGCGGAAAGUGGAUGCACGUUGGAGGCCGGCUUGGUGGCGAUACCUUCAGUGUUAAGGUUGAGACCCGCCAUAAUCGGGGAUGCCAUUGGGUUCUUACUGUUUGGUCGAUUCCGGAGGGUCUGCUGGAGGGAGAUGUGAGCGUGUAAAUCGGCG